AUGUGCGAGAAACGACAGUCAAACGGGCCCCUGAAGAAGGCGCGCUUCCAGCUGCCUCUCAACGAGGACGUCUCGAGGAGUCCGCUCAUCUCGCGGCGCCUCAGACCGACGCUUUACGCUCUCCGACACGGCGCCGCAGUACGCCAGGCGCUGGGUCCGAGUCCAGUCUCGGGACUCGACAACGUCGGCGAUCUGACGACCGGACCGCCGCCUGGCAACGGCUUUCUCUACAACCUGUUGUCGGGCCGAGAGGACGCGCAAACGGCUCGACGGCGAAGCCGUCUCUGUCCCGACGCGACGACGGGCCGCACCGCUUUCUCGUCCUCUUCCUCCACCUCCUCCGCAUCGUCGACGUCAACGACGCUGGUCGUCGGGUGCAGAGCCCCAGCCAACAGCGUUGCCUUGGUAGCCGACGCCUGCGGGACUCGAGAAACCGGACCACCGAACGCGGAGAAGCCGCUCGACUUGUCCUCGUGCCGCAGUCGAGCCCGGCGCCGAAGUCUGCUGACGGCCGGUCCGACAGACGCCGACGCCGCGGCGUCCUGCUACUGCGGCCACGAGGCGUCCGCCAGCCUGCAUCCGUGUCCCGGCAACCGAGUCCGGCCAACCGAAGGAGCCGACGUCGCAGGCCGUCUGCCCGAGCCCGGUCUGAGCGCAUGGACGUGGCCAUCGGUCCGGCCGACUUUGCUGGCGUCGCCGUUGACUCGGCGUCUCGGGACUCCGACCGACUUGCUGAAAAAGCCCGCCGACGAGGCCAACGCCGACGUUGACGUUGACGUUGACGUUGACGUUGAAGUUGAUGUUGACGUUGAUGUUGAUGUUGACGUUGACGUUGGCGAGACAACCAAACGAAGUAAGAGGUCGCCGCCGAAGCGGCGCUGGCGACUCAAACAGGCCCAUGCGAACGACGACGUCAACGACGGCGAGGCUAAAGGCGAAGAGGUAGAGCAGAGGAAGAGGGCGACUUUGCUGUGGCGACACGGACUGAGGCACGAGCACGGUUCUUCGUCGCCACCAAACCGUCCGGUCGCCAACUUGUCGGCCUUGGCGCCGGUCGGCAAUCCCCUUUUGUCGUUCGAUCGCUCCACGAGGCCGGAUGCCUCGCCGACCGACGCU
Protopolystoma xenopodis is the source of this 1116-nucleotide messenger RNA. Lineage: Eukaryota; Metazoa; Platyhelminthes; Monogenea; Polystomatidea; Polystomatidae. The record is from the annotation of a GenBank genome assembly.